This is a messenger RNA of Annulohypoxylon maeteangense, 1578 nucleotides long. RefSeq lists its product as uncharacterized. The transcript has a single exon. Bases 346 to 1362 code for a protein of 338 amino acids. Lineage: Eukaryota; Fungi; Ascomycota; Sordariomycetes; Xylariales; Hypoxylaceae. The record is from RefSeq and is a predicted model, not a curated record.
CACCCAUACCGCGGGGCAGGACUUAUACUUACCCCACACACCUCCUUGAAGUGGACCCAAGCUGAACUAACCCCUACACGACGAAUAGCCACAUGCAUAACGUACAUAUAGUACAAUAUUAGGUAGUUAUCGGGCAGCAGUGAUGGCGGGCUUGUUUGUGAUAGGCAUUGUCGAUUAGAUAUAUGAUGAAAGCUGAAAGCUGAAAUCUAAAACGCGGCAUAAUGACCCAACGCAAUGAUUUCGAUCGUUUGCUUAAGGUUAGGUAGUUGUCGAGAGAAUUUCACAAUCCUGAAUUGCUUUGGAUUUAACUUACUCACAGUCACCAAGAACUAGGUCAUCGUCAUUAUGCCCGUCGAAACGGCUCGACCUUCGUUCUACCUUCUACCUCCAGAGCGGUUGCUUCCCGCCUCAGCGCUGUCCACUUGGCUCGGUCGAAUCGUUAAGUGCUAUUCUGAGCCAGAUGCAAAUUUCGUUCCAGUCGACCCGACACCAUUUAUAACGCACCCAUUCGCGACCAGCAUCAUUACCAACGCAAAUCUAGCUACAUUAUCGCAGCGGAAUAAGGCGCUCGCUGCCACACUCGGUACAUCGGCUAUUCACGCAUCCCGCCAGACUAGCAAUGGCGGCGGCCUCUCGUUCUCGAGCUCCGAGGUUGUGUGCGUGCGUCUUCAGGACCACGACGGAGUAUUUGACAAGCUAAGCCAGCAUGUCGAAACGCGGACUCAGCUCGCGCGGAUGCUCGCACGUGGCGGCAAUGCCGGGUUCAUGGUUACCGCGGUUCUCAUCUGGCGCGAUGCGGCCUUUACCCACUCGCGAGAGCGCGGCGUCGAAACUUCGGCCAGCGUAGCAGUACCCGUAUCCACCAUCGUCACUAGCACAACAGGCAUCAUGCUCCCCUCCGAGCUGACCGAUCCGAGCAUCUCCGGCUCGCACAGCCGUCAGGAUACAGCCGAGGUGUCGGGCGAGAGCAUAGGGAGCCACAUCUUUGCGCUCCAAUACAAGACCGUGCGCAGGUCGGUCAUCCAAUCGUUUCUACGCAUGAAUAACAGCAUCAUGUUGAGAGAAAAGGGACCAGACUUGCCUGCGUCGCAGUCUUUUGCACAAAGAGAUCGUUGGGGCUCCGAUCGGGGUUCUGAUGACGAGGACGAGGAUAGUAGUGAAGAUGAGAGCGAAGAUGAGAGUAGUAAAGAGAGCUUUAGCGACGAUGACGACGCUGCUGGAAUAGGAAAUGAUGUGAAUGUUGUUCUGGAGAUGGAUGAAGAUGAUGUCACUUGGGCUGAUGUGCUCGACGAGGAUGAGGGAGAGGAGAUGGAGCGUGCUGAUGUCGUGAUCGGUGGUGAGGAGAUACAGUUUGUAUUUUGAUUCUAUGGUGAAAAACGAAUAUAAUGACGUCUCACGCAUUGCCCUGUCGAGAGACCCCAGAUUACCUAAGACAUUACGUAAGACAACUACCUUCAAUGUUUGGGCAAGGUUAAGCUUUCAGCGCUUCGCAUGGUUUACAUAACCACACGCGCCACCGUGGGCAGCCCUAGCUUACGAAAUCAAGUUGCUUACUUAAUCAUACCUUUUGAUUCCUCC